Messenger RNA from Caenorhabditis briggsae, 1134 nucleotides. It is a transcript of the gene Cbr-dpff-1, whose product is annotated as Protein CBR-DPFF-1. Bases 1 to 1134 code for a protein of 377 amino acids. Gene Ontology annotation, cellular component: nBAF complex. Gene Ontology annotation, biological process: nervous system development. The record is from RefSeq and is a predicted model, not a curated record. The transcript is spliced from 7 exons. Lineage: Eukaryota; Metazoa; Nematoda; Chromadorea; Rhabditida; Rhabditidae.
AUGAUCUCGGAAAACGGAUAUAUGGACCUGAUGCGGAACUGCAUCAAAUGGAACAGUCGGCAAAUGGAGGAUCGCAAAAAACGAUUGCGGUUCCCCUACUAUGAGCAUCAAACUGCCACAGCUCAAAGAGAAGCUCGUUUCGCCACUCGUACAGCAGAUCAUGCGUAUUCUUCGAAUGAUCCAAACUGUGUCAUGCAAUUUUCUACCGAGCGAUGGAAGAAGAGCAAAUCGCAUCAACCAUCGGAUGCAAUUGAGAUGAACAUGUUCUUAAGAGAAAACCCUUCGAUUCAAGUUGCCAUCGAUCAUCUUACUCCGCAAGCUCCAACCAGUACCAUGGUUCGAUUUGCAGAAAGUGUUUCGGAUAAUUCAAAUGAUUCAACAAGCGCCAGACCUUCUCGUCAAACCCAAAUCAAGGAGGAGUAUCGUGAGGACUAUGUCCUAGACGAUGAGCUCUCUCCUGAUGAGUUCGGAUCUGAUGAAGACGAAUGGUCGACGCGUGGAAAACGCCGCAAGGGGCAUAUGAAUACCAACCAAAAGGGACAUUCUUCAUCUCGCAAGAAGGUACCAACAACUCGUUCAUCAGCCUCCCGAUCGACCCCGUCCCGCACAGUUAAAGAAGUGAAAUUUGAGGAGCCGGAAGAGAAGAUGCAUCAGUGUGACAAAUGCGACGCGAAAUACAAGAGCCUCGCGGGUCUAAGCUACCAUCAAGCCUACUUGCACGAUAGAAAAACUAGUAACUCGUUGGACUCUCUACUGUCUCCUAGUGUCGAUAUAUCUACUAACUGUGAUUUCUGCAAUGGUACAAGCUACAUGAAUAAAAACUCUCGGUUGCCCGAAGACCUCGUUAGUUGUCAUGAUUGUGGACGGUCUGGUCAUCCGUCGUGUAUGAGCUUCAAUCAAAACGUAACCAUGAUUAUUAAAAGAAGCGGGUGGCAGUGUCUCGAGUGCAAGAGUUGCACCAUUUGUGGAACCAGUGAAAACGAUGAUAAAUUACUCUUCUGUGAUGACUGCGACCGUGGAUACCAUCUCUAUUGUCUUAAUCCGCCUCUCGAAAAGGCUCCUGAUGAUGAGUACUCAUGCCGUUUGUGUCAAAUCGAGUUUGGCGAUAAAGCGAGUGCUCCAGCGAAGAAAUAA